Aspergillus affinis is the source of this 1260-nucleotide messenger RNA. Its product is annotated as putative ethanolamine kinase. Gene Ontology annotation, biological process: phosphatidylcholine biosynthetic process; phosphatidylethanolamine biosynthetic process. The record is from RefSeq and is a predicted model, not a curated record. Gene Ontology annotation, molecular function: ethanolamine kinase activity; choline kinase activity. NCBI's taxonomy places the organism in Eukaryota, Fungi, Ascomycota, Eurotiomycetes, Eurotiales, Aspergillaceae. Gene Ontology annotation, cellular component: cytoplasm. Bases 1 to 1260 code for a protein of 419 amino acids. The transcript is spliced from 5 exons.
AUGGGUUCGAUAAACGGAUCGCCCGACUCGUUGCGCUACAUUGCGCAAUCCUACAACCAUGCCGAUUCGCAGGCCUCCGCUUUGAGGCUCAUCCUCACGCUGAACCCGCACUGGGGAGGUCCGGAGAACAAGAUCGAGUUCGUGCGAUUUACGGACGGUAUCACCAACACACUCCUCAAAAUCAUCAACCGCAAACCUGGCUUGACCGAGGAACAAAUAGACCACGAAGCAGUACUGAUGAGAGCGUAUGGUAACCACACAGAGAUUAUCAUAGACCGUGAAAGAGAAACCAAGUCCCACGCGCUCCUCGCUAGCUACGGCUUAGCCCCUCGUCUCCUCGCUCGCUUCCAGAACGGUCUGCUGUAUCGGUUCAUUCGGGGUCGUCCCGCGACACAUGAGGACCUGGUGAAGCCUUCCAUCUGGCGGGGCGUUGCUCGGAGGUUGGCACAAUGGCAUGCCGUGCUCCCUAUCUCCGAGGCUGCUGCUGCCACUUCGAACGGGUCUGCGGAGGACCAAAAGCCCAUCAUACACCGUGUAGAUGUGGAGCAGCAGUCGGAGAAGGACGAUCUGGUCCCAGUCACCCCCAGACAGCCACCUCCCAACACGUGGACGGUCCUACAGAAAUGGAUCCGGGCUCUUCCCACUACGACGGAUGAGCAGCGGCAGCGGAGACUCGACCUACAGAAGGAGCUUCAACGGGUCGUCAACGAGUUCGACGACGGCAAGGGUCUCGGUGAAAACGGGCUGGUAUUUGCCCACUGCGACCUUCUCUGCGCCAACGUCAUCGCCGCGCCGUCAAAAGAGGAGUCGUCAUCCGACGAGGCCACAACCGUACACUUUAUCGAUUACGAGUAUGCCACGCCGUCGCCGGCGAGCUUCGACAUUGCCAACCACUUCGCAGAAUGGGCCGGCUACGACUGCGACUAUAACAUGAUGCCGACGCGCUCGGUGCGGCGCCAGUUCCUGACCGAAUACGUGAAAAGCUACAGCCACCACCGAGGACUCCCGGAAUCCUCUCAAUCGGACAUUGUCGAUCAGCUGUGCCGAGACGUUGAUCGAUACCGCGGUAUCCCCGGUCUCUACUGGGGCAUCUGGGCUCUCAUCCAGGCACAAAUCUCACAAAUCGACUUCGACUACGCCUCAUACGCCGAACUCCGUCUAGGAGAAUACUAUGCCUGGCGUCGCGAAGUGGAGGGGACUCGCGCCCAGGCGGGCGAGGAGAUGCCUCUUCGCGAGCGACGCUGGGCCCAAGAAGCCUAA